ACACUGUGGAAGAAAGACCCACGCCACACAAACAAUAUUCAAUUCUCUGGAGUCCAGUGUCCGGUGUACAUUUUACAUUGCAGACUUCAUUCUACAGAGAAGAGAAGACCCAACUGAGCUCAACAAAACCAGAACCAGACAGAGGGGGGACGGCGUCGUUUCUGAAGUUGAAGAGGAAAGAAGAUGAACACAGACAUUACUGCCUCGACCACGCCCGAGUACCCGGUCAUAGAUCGGAACCCUCCAUUCACCACAGUCGUCGGCAACUUCAGCACCCUCGAUUACUUUCGCUUCGCCACCAUCACCGGCGUCUCCGUCACCGUAGGCUACCUCUCCGGGAUUAAGCCAGGGAUUAGAGGGCCGUCUAUGGUCACCGGAGGUCUGAUUGGGCUAAUGGGCGGGUUCAUGUACGCUUACCAGAACUCGGCGGGACGCCUCAUGGGCUUUUUCCCCAACGACAAUGAGGUAGCCCGUUACAAGAAAUGAAAUCAAAUCAAUGUCCUCAAUUUUAGGGUUUUGGAUUUUUAAUAAUCAGAUUGUUCCUUUUGUGGUGAAUUUGUUCAUGUGCUAUCUGAGAUUAAAACUUGUGGUUUUUCGAUUCGAUGUCAAGGCCGUCAUUUUUAAGUGUUAAAAUAUCAUACAACUGAUAAUAAAAUGCUCUUGUUGAAUUCCUCA
This is a messenger RNA of Prunus avium (sweet cherry), 675 nucleotides long. RefSeq names its product NADH-ubiquinone oxidoreductase. The record is from RefSeq and is a predicted model, not a curated record. NCBI's taxonomy places the organism in Eukaryota, Viridiplantae, Streptophyta, Magnoliopsida, Rosales, Rosaceae. Gene Ontology annotation, cellular component: respiratory chain complex I.